GCGGGACGGUCUCUGCAAGCCCCCGCCCGGGGCUCGCCCCCGCCGUGCCGGGAAGAUGGCGGCUGCCGGCCGGGCCUGGCGGGUUGCCUCGCUGUUACCGCCCUGGCGGCUGCGGGCCCCGCGCUCGUCCUCCGCCCCCACGGCAGCAGCGGUCGGCAGAAGCCGCCUGCUGCUGGGCACUGCCUUCGCGCUGGGCGGCAGCGCCGGCCUCUACCUGGCGACGCGGCACCGCCUGUGGGAGCACUCGGCCGCGGAGCUGCCUGCAGGGAGCCUGCAUCUCACUCUCUACCAGUAUAAAACAUGUCCAUUCUGCAGCAAAGUCCGAGCUUUUCUUGACUACCACGGCCUGCCCUAUGAAAUUGUGGAGGUGAAUCCCAUCAUGAGGAAGGAAAUCAAAUUCUCUUCCUACAGGAAGGUGCCGAUCCUGCUAGCCAAUGCUGGGAGCCCUCUGCAAUUGAAUGACUCUUCGGUGAUCAUCAGUGCAAUAAAGACCUAUCUCAUUUCCAAGAGAAAUAGCUUAGAAGAGAUUGUGUCCUUUUAUCCUCCUAUGAAAACUGUGAAUGAGCAAGGCAAGGAGGUGUUUGAGUAUGGGAAUAAGUACUGGCUGAUGCUGGAUGAGAAGGAGACAAAACAAGUCUAUCCUGUCAAAGAAGUGAGAGUUGAAGAAAUGAAGUGGAGGAAGUGGGCAGAUGAUUGGCUUGUUCACCUCAUCUCCCCCAACGUGUACCGCACCCCCAGAGAGGCGCUGGCUUCUUUUGAUUACAUCGUCCGGGAGGGCAAGUUUGGCACCAUGGAGGGUUUAUUUGCCAAGUAUGUGGGGGCUGCUGCUAUGUUCUUCGUUAGCAAGAGGCUGAAGAAAAGACACCAGCUUCGUGAUGACGUUCGGGAGGACUUGUACGAAGCGGUUAACGAGUGGGUGAGAGCUGUUGGCAAGCAUCGAUUGUUCAUGGGCGGGAACCAGCCCAACCUGGCUGACUUGGCAGUGUACGGGGUGCUGCGGGUGAUGGAAGGGCUGGAAGCCUUUGAUGACAUGAUGGCUCACACCAAGGUUCAGCCCUGGUACCAGCGCAUGGAAGAAGUCAUUCGAAAAGCUGCGGUCUGAUGCCAGCUGCAGCUGCCUUCCUGAAGUACUUGCAUGGCAAAAAACUUCACAAGGAAUAGCAUUUCUUUGUAAAGAGUGGAAUGGACUGGUCACAGCUGAUGGACUGACAUGCAGGCACAGACUCUUCUGUUCAGUGAGCAGAAAGGAUCCAGCGGGGUCUGUGCUUGGACUUGGUACUUAGAAGGUAAAAGGACCUUGAGUGCUGCUGAACUGAAGACUGCAGCAGAUAGGUGAGAGCCAUUCUCAGGGCAGGUUACUGUAAAAGAAAGGUGCUGGUGGUUAGGAAGUGCCCUGGCCACACCUGCUGUGGGGCUGAGCAGCAUUACCUUCUGACUGUCUUCCACUACUCCAUGCCAUCUCAAGUGUUUUCCUGACUAAGACACUGGAUGCUAGUGUUUAAAUUAUAUUUUUCCUCCAAUAGAGUCCUGUAGGCCCAGGACUGAGUGAACUGGAGGAAUCCACUGUACUGGGAAGGCAUCCUUCCCAUGACAAACGCUGCUGCACUCCAUGGUGUGGUUUUGCUCUUCCUUAUAAACGGUUCUGUCGGUACCUGGUUCUGCAUGGCCUGCAAGGAUAAAGGUUUGCUUCUUCCUGUG
Molecule: messenger RNA, 1698 nt
Organism: Pogoniulus pusillus (Red-fronted tinkerbird)
Lineage: Eukaryota; Metazoa; Chordata; Aves; Piciformes; Lybiidae
Gene: PTGES2
Product: prostaglandin E synthase 2
Exons: 7
Coding region: 56-1102 (348 amino acids)
Cellular component (GO): mitochondrion
Molecular function (GO): prostaglandin-E synthase activity
Source: RefSeq, a predicted model, not a curated record